GACACAAAUUUGUCUUCAAUAAUUGAUAAAAUUAUUUGGCCGUAGAAAUCUGCUCUUGAAACGCCAAAUGCAGCUCACUGAGUACAGGUUCUGAAAUAUCCCUUUUUCACCCUCCUCUGUUUUAGCUCUAAGUAAUGAACUAGUUCAUCUUCUUAUAUUUUUUUUUUUGAUAACUGACCUGGUGUCCGGUUCAAUUUGCACGCAAUUCGAUUAAUUACACGGGAUAUUUGACACCUACCGCAAGUUUGCGCGCACUGGACUAAUUCUAAGGGAUAUCUGUCAGCUCCUACUGCAACAAGUACCAGGUAACUCUAUCUACGAAGGGUUGGAUAAAUCAGAAGAAAUCUGUUUUUUUGCCUCAGCUGUGAUUUGAAUCUGAGACCUCAAGUUCUCGCCUACUUUAUUAAUUACUAGGCCACACCCUUGGGUGUCAUCUUCUUAUAAAAAUUUGAUUUUGCUGUUAUUAUAUUAUCCAGAUUUUGGUCAGUUACAUUGUUUUGUUGUAACCCAAAAAAAGACAUUCAGUUUUGAUAUUGAAAACUUCACAUUUGGUCAAUUACAAAUAGAUACUGUUAUAACCAAGUUGAAUUUGAUACUGUUAUAACCUAUUAGGAAAAGAAAGUAUCACAAGAACAAAGGGAGGUCGGUUUUAUUGUUACAACUGUUCUUUUAGUUAUAUGUCUCUUUUCACAGGAGAUCAUAAAAUAUAAUACAGGAGAUCGGUAAAUAAAAGACAAGAGAUCGUUGUAGUUAUUUUCUUCUAUUCAAAUUGUAAUGGGUCAUAGAAGAUCAUUUCCACCAAAAAUAAAGCUAAUCAAAUCAGUCCAAACAAGGUAGCGUCAACUAAGAGGCGGAGCCAAGAUUUCAAGUUUAUGGUUCGAGAUUCUAAUCUUUUAUAUUACCGAGUUCUAAAUUAUAAAUUUGUACAUAUUUAAUGAAAAUUUUAAGACAAAUAUAUGAUUUGAACCAAAGUUACUGGGUUCGGUCCAACCCGUAGCCGACACUGUGGCUCCGCCUCUGCGUCAAGUUGGUCAAUUCUUGGAAUGAACUCAGACAGGGAUAAUAUAUAUCUUUUAGAAUAAUAGCUAAAGAUUUAGAAAAGAGAAGAGGAUUAGGAAGUGGAAAGGGAUAAUAGAUGCAUCAGUACAUUACAAACAAAUGAAACUAGAAAUGUUUAACAUAAGCAAAACAAAUAAACUGUAAUAAUUGACCCCUGAAACCAAAUAAACCAAAAUAGCUUUUUCUUUUUCAGUUGCUUUUCCUGGUACAGAAAGAUGAAUUUUAUUACUGUAUUCAUACAACUAAGCCAUGCGAAAGAAAAUUUACAGUUGUAUUUUUUUUCAUUCCUCCGGGGUAGGGGUAAGGUCUGCGUACACACUACCCUCCUCGGACCCCACUUGUGGAUUUCACUAGGUUGUUGUUGUUGUUGUCGCUGUUGUCUUUCCUUUUCAAUAGUUUGUUCUAGCUAGUUUGGGAUUGAGAGUAGUUGUUUUUCCUACCUGAAUAAUUCCCACCAAAUAAUGAAUUGAGAAUUAUUGUGCUCUUUUUAUUUCUUUCUAAUAACUCUUGGAAUGUGUUGCACAGUUUACUUAGAAGGGACCUAAACACUGGAUCUUCACCACGCCUUAUGAUGAAGGGGGAAUAAAGGACGGAUCAUAUAUCUGUCGAAUCAACAUUUUAUAGUGACGAGAUUAAGAAGACAGAAUAGCUGAGUAAGAGAGAGAUGGAAGUAGAUGACAGCAAAGGUAUGGUUUGUGUAACCGGUGGAACAGGAUAUGUAGCGUCGUGGUUGAUAAUGAAGCUUCUUCAACAUGGCUACUCAGUAAAUGCUACCAUAAGGUCCACUCGAGGUCACAAAACAGAUGUUAGCUACCUCACGAACUUGCCCCGUGCAUCCCAAAGGCUACGGAUAUUUACUGCUGAUUUGGAUAAACCGGAAAGCUUUACUGCAGCUAUUGAAGGAUGCAUUGGAGUAUUCCACGUUGCUCAUCCGAUGAAUUUUGGCGACCAAGAAAUUGAAGAUGAAAAGAUAAGAGAAGCAGUUGAUGGAACAUUGGGAAUUUUACGCGAAUGCCUCAAGUCAAAAACAGUAAAACGAGUUGUUUACACUUCCAGCAGAACAACACUUGUGUUUAAUGAUAAAGGUUUAGAUACAGUGGAUGAGAGCUCAUGGUCAGAUAUCAGUGUCAUGAAAACCUUAAAGCCUAUAUCUACAGCUUCUUAUGUGAUUAGUAAGACAUUAGCGGAAAAGGCUGCUCUUGAAUUUGCUGAGAAGCAUGGGCUUGAUUUGGUGACUGUUAUUCCUAGUUGGAUACAUGGUCCCUUCUUGAGUCCUCGAUUCCCAGAGUCAUUACGAUCAGCCAUGGCAAUGAUUUUUGGUAUUCCCCUUCUGCUCGUGUAACUUUCUCAUGUCGAAUCAUUUACCAACAACAACAACAACAACAACGACCCAGUAUAAUCCCACAAGUGGGGUCUGGGGAGGGUAAUAUGUACGCA
Messenger RNA from Nicotiana tabacum (common tobacco), 2496 nucleotides. Lineage: Eukaryota; Viridiplantae; Streptophyta; Magnoliopsida; Solanales; Solanaceae. The record is from RefSeq and is a predicted model, not a curated record.